AUUCGGCAGCUCCUGGGCCCUGCCAAGGCCUGGCUGGGGGACGCCUCCUAACCGCCAGGCUCCGCCCCGCCCAAACCUGCCCGCGCGGGGAAGCUACUCGCGCUCUGUGCCUUGCGGCUCAUAAGGGACGUGGGCGCAUGCGCAGCAGGCUACGUUGGGGUCCCUGGGCUUGUCUCUGUAACGCGUGCCUGAGCCGGGCCGUUCCCAUGCGGAGCGGGGAGGGGAGGGGAGGAGCCUGCUGAGUGUCCCCACCUGAGAGUGGCAGCUGGCGGAGGAGGGGCGCAGUGCUGUCAGCGAUGUCACUUAACUUGGAUACUGAAGAUGACUUCUAUCUGGAAGAAAAUAGAUUCAAGCAGUGUUGUGCAGAGUUCAUUAAACAUUCACAGCAAAUAGGAGAUGGUUGGGAGUGGAAAAGUAUAAAGGACUUUCCUGAUGGUUAUAUGAGUAAAACACACUUCCAAAUGAAAAAUGGAAAUACCCCAUCAAUUUUCAAGGACAGCACUAAGGAAAGUGAUGAGCAAACAUUCACACAUGUUGAGGAAGCCCUGGAUGAUUCUCAAGUAGCUGGAAUCUGUGCAACAUCAGAAGUGAUUCGUUAUGAGUAUCAUGUCUUGUAUUCCAGCAGCUACGAAGUACCUGUGCUGUACUUUAGGGCAUGCUUUUUAGAUGGAAGACCUUUAACUCUGGAUGAAAUUUGGGAAGGCGUUCAUGAAUGCUACCGGGCUCGUCUACUGGAGGGGCCCUGGGACACCAUUACACAACAGGAGCACCCAUUACUUGGUCAACCAUUCUUUGUCCUUCAUCCCUGCCGGACUAAUGAAUUCAUGGCUCCGGUAUUGGCUAAUUCACAAAGAGAAAACAGGAAUAUAAACUACAUUACAUCAUGGCUGAGUAUUGUAGGCCCAGUUGUGGGGCUAAAUCUACCUCUGAGUUAUGCAAAACUAGUGUCUGAACAGAAUACAAAAACGGAUUAAAUCAAAAGGAAUGAAUUUGGGACAAUAGUUCUUUGCCAGCUGACACAGCUAUGAUUCAAGCAUCCUUUCUUCCAAAUAACACAAGUCUGAGCUCCUCCGAGCUAGCAGAAUACACGAAAGUGUUCUCUGGACAAAUCCUGACACCAUUUGCUAACUCACCCGUUUGACAUGUCUGUUUAGCCUGUAUAACCUAAUAACAUGGGUUCAUUAAACAAAUUAAAAUUCAACUUGAAACAAAGUAUGAGCCUUGAUGCCUCUUUGUGCCAUUCUCCCAUUCCCACCUCCACGGCCUUCUUCCACACUACUUGUGCCAAACCCACCUUCCUCCCCGCACUGAAAUCCUUCCUCCAAAUUCACUCCUGCUGCAUUGCCUGCAAGGAGUUAAAAACAUCUUCCUUAAGAAAAAAACAAACAAAAAAACAGCUAGACGUGCACAUGCCUGAGUCUCCACCUGAUUUUACUGUUGGCACCUAUGUUCUUCCUCUCUGUGCCCCCCCACCCUUUUUUUUGUUUGUUUGUUUGUGUAUGGCCCGUUACAUGCUGAAUUGAGAUGGUGAGCUCUUCAGGACAGGGAGCAUGUCUGUUUCUCUAUAGCACCAGGUAUGCUUUCAGGUGCCCAAAGGCUGUAAGGGGAAUGGGGUACUUAGCCCUUCAAAACUUUGACCCCAUUCAAUUAAAAGUCAGAUUCAACACUCUGAAGAUUUCUUUCACUGAACUGCAGUUAAACAGCUUUCUAGUUUUCAGCCUCCCCCUCCCUCUUUUUUUAACUUUCUCCCUCAUCAUACCAAUAGCAGCACCUAGUGGCAGAAGCAGCUCAUGACAACUCUGCAUUAGGAAACUAUACCAGCUGCACUUACCGGCCUGAACACUUACCACUUCACGUUAACACUGCCCUUUGCUAUCUUUCUUGCUUGCUGGUGUUGAUAUCAUUUCCCUCAAUAUUUCUGGAAGCUGCUCCAAUUCCUAGUGGCUCUUUCUAAACCAGAGCAGUGAGUUUAAAAACCCAACUGAUCUGCCAUGAAUGAAUAGUAGGGUUUGAGCUUCAGGUUCUUGAUGGGCUAAGUACAGCCUCACACUAGCCCCAAUCCCACCAUCAGCAAUUGGUCACAAUAGUGUUUGUAAAUGAAGGACCAACAUUUUCAGACAUGCUCCCUAACUGUACAAUCAACAAUGAGCUAGGCCUGUUACCAAAGCCAGAUGGUCACAUUAAUAAUGGUGCAGAAAAGGAAUAAGUGUUAAAUAAAUACUUCUGUUCUGUAUUUGGAAAGAUGCAGGAUGUUGCACUAAUAUCACAUGACAACAAAGUCCCUUCCAAUCGCUCAGCAACAAAAGAGAAUGUGAUAAACAAAUCGACAUGCCUGGAUAACUUGUAUCCAAAAGUCCUAAAAAAGUUGGCUGAGGAAAUCUCUGGCCUGAUUGUUAUUUUUUAAUAAAUAUUGGCAAUCUAGAAGACUUGAAGAAUGUUAAUGUCAAGCCAAUGGUCUAAAACAGCCAGUAAGAUGACACAGGUAAUUAUAGGCUGGUUAGCCUCACAACAGUUCUGGACAAAAUAAUGGAAAAAAAUGAUAUAGAUUCAACCAAUAAAGAAUUAAACGAUAGAAAUAUGAAUUGUGCCUGUCAUUAUUGGUUCUACAGAAAAUAGGUUUUGUCUCAUAGUUUCUUAAAGACAGAAAGGAU
Molecule: messenger RNA, 2651 nt
Organism: Mauremys mutica (yellowpond turtle)
Lineage: Eukaryota; Metazoa; Chordata; Testudines; Geoemydidae
Gene: ATG10
Product: autophagy related 10
Exons: 9
Coding region: 297-974 (225 amino acids)
Biological process (GO): protein lipidation; macroautophagy; protein modification by small protein conjugation
Cellular component (GO): intracellular anatomical structure
Molecular function (GO): Atg12 transferase activity
Source: RefSeq, a predicted model, not a curated record